Messenger RNA from Leptomonas pyrrhocoris, 3716 nucleotides. RefSeq lists its product as hypothetical. Bases 546 to 3716 code for a protein of 1056 amino acids. The record is from RefSeq and is a predicted model, not a curated record. Gene Ontology annotation, molecular function: protein binding. NCBI's taxonomy places the organism in Eukaryota, Euglenozoa, Kinetoplastea, Trypanosomatida, Trypanosomatidae. The transcript has a single exon.
GUGGUGAACUCUGACGGGCCAUUGCGGCGCUCUCUUCUCCUCUUCUCUUGUCCCUCUGCGACACAUAGGCAUUUGCUGCUUGGCUGGCCGCUCUUCAACUUUGUUUUCGUUGUUGCCGCCUGAAGGUGUUUGUUGCGGUGGUGUCUAUCGAGGUGCGUCUUUCUCGCUCUUCUAUCUUCUUCUGCGCAGACAAAAGACCCGCCAGCCCCUCAACCACCACGGGGGAAAACGAAGCACCCAGAAUUUAGAUACACCUUUUGAGCCGUCGUUGCCGCUUCAUCUAUCGAUCUAUUCCUUUCGUUUGUAUUUUGUGGACGGAAUCUUUUCCCUUUUUGUAGAGCUAUUUCACCCCAUCAAAAUAGAAAGGCGGGGCGCGACGGGUUUGUGUCGCGGUUGCGUUAGUGUUGUCGGCCAUCUACAUACUCUUUUUUAUUCUUAGCGGCGAAAGUGCUCGAGAGGCACCUCGUUCGACUACGGCUGACGUUCUGGUGCACCUUUCGUCGUGUUCCUCUCUCCUCUCCUCUAUCUUUUUUCUGCAGCUAUCAAUGACCUCCAUGGAGUACGACGUCGCUUCGCUGCUGGGCGUUCUUAGUGCGUCGGAGGAGGCAAACACGUGUCCCUUGGGCACCUUCGCGCGGGACAUCCGACACCUCGUUGCGGCCGAGCAAGGCGAAGACAUGGGCAACGUGCUGGCGCGGCGCUCCGCAGAGUUGGCGAAGGAGGAGGAAAAACUAAACGCUUCCAAAGAAAUGAUAUCCAUCACCUACGAUAAAUUGCGCGCGGAGAUGACACGUGUAGAGGCGCAGAUGCGGACGCAGGAGCGCCGCUUGCAGGAGGUAUCGCAGCAGAAGAAGCUGUGCAAGGUGGCCCUCAACCUCUACCUGGCUGGUGAGGUUCCCAACCUGAUGGAUGCCGAGGGCAUGGCCAUGUCGCCCGCCUCCAACAGCUCGCCCGAUGCCAUGAAGCGCGUGGCGGAGGACUCGAGGGCGGCGGAGGACGAAGGAGAGGAGCAGCCCAACAAGGCCGCACCGGAGCCGGCGCCGAUGAAAAAUUCACCGACGUCACGGCCGCCACAGCCGAAGCCCCGAACGGACGCGGAGAGCGACGACAGUGCGGCGGCAAGAAGCAGCACCUCGGCCUCCUCGCCGCGCUCUGGCGGUCCGGCGGCGCUCACCACCGAGGGCCUCCUCUCACUGCUGCGUCUGCCCGAAGUGAAGGAGACGGUGCUGCUAAACGCGAUUGAGGGCUACACUUCGCAGCACCUGAGCAAGAACGCAAACUGGAUGGCUUCGCACUCCUAUCCGGAUGUCCUCGUCGUCAUGACGGCCGUCUUGGGUCACAUCAGCGAGCCGCGGCCACCGGUGCAACUGGCGGAGCUGCAGCUGCUCAGUUUUGCCCUCCAGGCGUCCCCCAACUCUCGCCAGCCCGGCACCAACGAGAAUUUGUUCACCAUUUUAGAUACCCUCGUCCGCGAAGGCAACGCCGUUCCCAUCCUCACGAAGCUGCUGAGCAGCGUAAACGAUGAUGUGAAAUGCGAGGUUCUUGAGUUCCUCGCGCCGCUCGUGUGCGGCACCCAUGCGCUGAUCAACGCUGCCCCUGCCAACACCCUUAGCAGCUUCGCACGCAAGACGUUCCUCGCGUCUAGCGGGCUGGAUCCGCUCGUCAACAUCGUCGUGGUGAGCACGUCAGAGGCGGUGUUAGAGCGCGCGCUUAUUUUCGUGUGGGGCCUCCUCACCAAGGACGAAAAGGUCGAGCGGAACGGAGGCCACGAGACGUCUAUUCGCUCGCAGGUGCGCGAGCUGGGAGGGCUGCGAGCCGUCUUGGAUCUCCUCUACACGGACUCGCUACCCAUUUUAGAAAAUGUGUCGAUGGUGAUCGGCUACAUCACACGCGAGGACGCCUCAAAGAGGGAGAUACGCGAGAUUGGGGGGCUGGAAAAGAUCACGGCGACACUGCGCCACCCCUCCGAUUCUAUCAAGACGAAGAUGGCCGGUGCAGUGUGGAACUGCGCGUCGAACGCGGAGAACCGCAAGCACCUGCGCGAGCUGGGUGCCAUUCCGGCGUUGCUGGAGCUCCUUCGCCACCCCGGCUCGUCGAGCGACGCGAGCACCUACGAGUUUGUGCGCGAAAACGCAGCCGGCGCGCUGUGGAACUUGAGCGUGGAGGCGGAGAACAAGACGCAGAUUAUCGAGUACGGCGGAGUGCAGAUUUUAGUCGAUGUCAUGUCCACGUCGAACAGCGUGGCCGUGGUGGAGAACGCGUCAGGCACGCUGUGGAACUGCUCGGCCACGGCAGAGGCACGCCCCGUCAUCCGCAAGGCCGGCGGCAUCCCGGUGCUGCUGUCGCUGCUGAACCACCGCAAGCCGAUCGAGUCGGCGCGCGGCACCUCGGUCAAGUCGACGAUGCCCCUCAGCGAGAAGAUCAUCGACAACGUUGCCGGCACGCUCCGCAAUUGCGCGAUCAACGACCAAAACAAGCCGGUCAUCCGAGAGUGCGGCGGCGUGGAGCUCCUUGUCACAAAGGUGAAGGAGGCUUGUCUGGGCCCCGGCAGGAAGGAUGCGAGCGGCAGCAGCAAGCCCGCCCCUCUCUCACCGUCGACCGUUGACAAGUUGGCUUCCACGUUGUGGAUUUUGACCAUCUCACCGGAGAUCAAGCACACGGUGCGCUACGCCGGCGGCAUUGAGGCCUUCACGAGAAUUUUAGAAAUGUCAUCGCCCAGCAUUGCGGGGGCGGGCGAUGCGACGGGCAGGGACGCGAGUCUCUUUGCGCCGCUCCGCAUGCCGGUGGUCUCGAGCAAGUUUAACCUCGCGGCCUUCCAGACCGCGUACAGCACCGCCGCACUGGAGAAGUUGCCCUUCGCUACCCCCGCGCUGUCGGUGCCGAUGAACGUGAAAGAGAAGCUGGUGGGUGUGCUGCGCAACUGCAGCACCGUCAGCGAGAACCGGCCCGCGCUGAUCGACGCAGGUGCCAUUCGAAGCUUUGCGGCGGUGGUGCUCGACUGCUACUCCUCGCUGACCGUCUUCCAGUCCAACACCGCAGCCCACAAGAGCAGUCGCUUCCAGGAGCCAUCGCUGCAGCUAAAGGAGUCGAUUGCCUCCGCGCUGUGGUACCUGUCGCGUGACGACAAGGAGAAGCCGCGGGCGCAGGGUGGGCUGGACUUGAUGUGCAUGCUUCUGCUCUCUCCUCAGCAGCCCUCGGUGGUGCUGGAGCAGGUGGCCGGCGCACUUUCGUCCCUCACCGUAAACAACAACGACAACCGUGACGCCCUUCGCACCCACGGCGGCCUCUACGCCCUCAUCCAACUCGUCUCGGAAAAGGCGAGCGCCGAGUACCCUCAAGGAAAAGGCAACGCCCGUGGUGGCAAGGCAGAGGUGUCCUCGCACACCUAUGCGGUUCUCAACGCCCUCCUCACCAUCCGUAAUUGCACUGUCAGCAAUGACGAUAAUGUGCGUAUUUGCUUCGACGCCGCUACGGACAAGAAGAUCGCCUUUGGUCCCGCGCUGCUGCACAUCAUCGAGCACGGCUCGGAGGAAUCCGCGAAAGAGGCCGCCUUGACGGUAAAGAACAUUAGCGUUAUUUCGGCCGCGGCCUCGUACUUUGUGCAGCACAACGGCGUUGCGCUGGCGACGACGCUAUCGGAGCGUGCGUCGACCGACUCCACUCGCCGGGCCGCGGCGUCGCUCUUGCAAGCGCUCUCCAAGGCGCCGAAGAAGUGA